AUGACGAAACCAGUUCACUGGGGAAGGGUGACAAUGAUCGACGCAGAAAGACGACUUCUAGCCAAUGCUCUCCUUGACUUCUCCAACGAGAGAUUUGUAUUACUCUCAGAAACAUGCAUUCCUCUGUUCAAUUUCACCACAAUCUACACAUACCUCAUGAACUCUAACCACAGCUUUCUCAGUUCUUUCGACGAUCCACGACGAAUAGGCCGUGGAAGAUACAACAAACGAAUGUGGCCGACGAUCACGUUAUCCAAUUGGCGAAAAGGAUCACAAUGGUUUGAAGUUAGCCGGAGGCUUGCGGUCGAGAUAGUCUCCGAUGUGACAUAUUACCCUGUGUUUCAAGAGCAUUGCUUGCCUCCUUGUUACAUGGAUGAGCAUUACUUGCCAACACUUGUGAACAAACGUUGUCCCGAGCUGACUUCGAAUACGAGCAUUACAUGGACUGAUUGGUCUCAAGGUGGCUCACACCCGAAGAGGUUUGUGAGACGAGAUGUGUCGGUGACAUUUUUGAAUCGUGUGCGAUUCGGGUUUAACUGUACUUACAAUGGUGUCAUGAGCUCAAUUUGCUUUCUUUUUGCAAGGAAAUUUGAUCCUAGUACUCUAGAGCCAUUGCUGAAAAUAUUUCCUACACAGUUUGGUGACUCUCAUAGAUGUUCAGUCAUGAUAAAUCCAAAUCAUUGAGAGAGAAUGUGAAAAAGAA
Messenger RNA from Ilex paraguariensis (yerba mate), 703 nucleotides. Lineage: Eukaryota; Viridiplantae; Streptophyta; Magnoliopsida; Aquifoliales; Aquifoliaceae. The record is from the annotation of a GenBank genome assembly.